Molecule: messenger RNA, 2287 nt
Organism: Schizophyllum commune H4-8
Lineage: Eukaryota; Fungi; Basidiomycota; Agaricomycetes; Agaricales; Schizophyllaceae
Product: HCP-like protein
Exons: 4
Coding region: 72-2132 (686 amino acids)
Molecular function (GO): protein binding
Source: RefSeq, a predicted model, not a curated record
AUCAGACGCCCUUGACCGCACCUUUUCCUCGUCGCUCCUCCGUCCCCGGGCCCUCGCCGGUAUUCACAACAAUGUCAAGCGCGAACCCCAGCGGAACUGAUAUCCGCCCGAGGUCGCAACCCGACGCACAGAGCCAGGCGCCCUAUCCCGACGGCCCGCCCUCGUACGAUGACGCCGCGGCCGCUGGCGAGCAGACCUCCGCCGUUGACCAGGCCGUCAAUGGCUUCGCCGCCAUGCGUCUCAGCGAUCCCGCGCCUCGCGGGCUCGCGCCCAUGGAUCCCGUCCCCCGCACGACGUCCGCCAUGUCGAUGCGCUCCAACACCUUCCAAGCCCACCCCGCGCAGCGGAUACAUCCCUCCCCGCGAUCCUUCACCCUCCCGCCUGGCGCGCCCCCGCCGCCAGCGUGGCCGCAGGGCGGACCCCCCAACGACGGCGCCUCGAUCCACUCGCGCGACAGCCGCGGGGACCCUGCGGGGGGAGGAUACGAGGGAUACGACCCCGAUAUUACGAGCGCGUACAUGGACGACGCGCAGAGCGUGAUCUCCAUGGACCGUGGCUACCCACCACCCGGCCCAGGCCGCGGGUACCCACCACCGCAGCAACAGUGGGGACCGCCGCCCCCGCAGGGCGGGUACGAUCCCUACUACGCGGCCGCAUCUAACGUCCUAGGCAUGGGUCCCCCAGGCGGCGGCCCGCCCCCACCUCCGCCUGGCCCGAUGUAUCAACCGCCGCCUAACGGCGCCAACUAUCCCCCGCCACCAAACGGCGGCGGUUACCCUCCCAACAACUACCCUCCUGGCACGUACGCUCCCUCCGUCGCUUCCAGCCACUCCUCGUACAACGUCAGCUCGCCGGUCUCGCAGCAGUCACCGGACCCCAACUCUUCGUAUGCCGGCUCAUCCGCCCAAUCCUCCAUAUACCCCCAGGAUACCCCCGAGUUUGAGGGCCGGCCUCCGCUUAAUCGUGGUGAAUCGGUGAUGCCUGCAUCUCGAAUGACGAAGGCUGUCGAUCUCACGGCGCCGCCGUACACGAAGGAGUACAUCGACCAGUACCGCCAGCGCAUAAAAGCAGACCCCGACCCAGAAGCGCACUUCCAGUACGCUAAGUACCUCAUCGAUGCAGCCCGCAAGAUACGACAGACCGCAAAGGACCAGCGCGCCGCCAAAAAGUACUCCGAGGUGCUGAUCACGGAGGCUCUCAAGGUCAUUCGUAGGCUUGCCACGCAGGGCGACGCGUACGCGGAGGCGCAAUUCUUCAUGGCGAACUGUCAUGGUACUGGUGCACUCGGUCUGCAGGUUGACCAUGAACGCGCCUAUCAUCUCUACUUGCAAGCAGCGAAGCAAAAUCACCCAGCUGCUUGCUAUCGCGUUGCCGUGUGCAACGAGAUCGGCGCUGGAACUCGCCGGGAACCACCCCGGGCCGCUGCCUUCUACAGGAAGGCCGCAUCGCUAGGUGAUACAGCCGCCAUGUACAAGCUCGGGAUGAUCUUGCUGCACGGCAUGCUCGGAGAACAGCGCAACCCACGAGAAGCGAUCGCGUGGCUGAAGCGGGCGGCAGAACAGGCGGACGAGGAGAACCCGCACGCACUGCACGAGCUCGGCCUGCUAUACGAACAGCCCAACUCGGGCUUGGUGCCGUACGACCCAGCAUAUGCGAAAGCAUUAUUCACGCAGGCAGCGCACCUCGGCUAUACGCAGUCGCAGUACAAGCUCGGUCAGUGCUAUGAGUACGGCCACUUGACAUGCCCUGUGGAUCCCAAGCGGUCGAUCGCGUGGUACACCAAGGCGGCGGAGAAGGGAGAUGCGGAGGCGGAGCUGGCGCUCAGUGGAUGGUACCUGACGGGCAGCGAGGGUGUGCUCAAGCAGAGCGACUCCGAGGCGUACCUCUGGGCGAGGAGAGCAGCGAACAAAGGCCUGAGCAAGGCCGAGUACGCUGUCGGGUACUACGCGGAGGUCGGUAUCGGCGUGAAGCAAGAUAUAGAACUUGCGAAGAGGUGGUACAUGCGGGCAGCAGCCCAGGGGAAUAAGCGCGCGAUGAACCGGCUGACGGAGCUGAAGCGGAUGGGGAACAAGCGGUCGCAGAUGGCGCGCCCGACACGGCAGCAGGCCAAGGACGAGUGUGUGAUCUGCUAGUUGCUGUUGAAGUUCGAGUUCGCCGCCCGUCUAGAUACGUCGACCUCUCCGCACGUGGUUAUCAUCAUCGCAAUCGAUCUGCGUAUUGCGUCUGUCGUCAUUGUCACUGUAGAGAACACUAGCGUAGGAUCACUUUAUUUACUCACUUGCCUUUC